This is a messenger RNA of Oppia nitens, 1559 nucleotides long. RefSeq names its product major facilitator superfamily domain-containing protein 6-like. Gene Ontology annotation, cellular component: membrane. The transcript has 6 exons. Bases 57 to 1559 code for a protein of 500 amino acids. The record is from RefSeq and is a predicted model, not a curated record. NCBI's taxonomy places the organism in Eukaryota, Metazoa, Arthropoda, Arachnida, Sarcoptiformes, Oppiidae.
GGUAUUUAAGACAUAACUACUGUAGCAGUGUUUAGAUAAGUUUUUCAAAAUAUCAAAUGUUUCAAAUUAAUCGCCAAUUAGUACCACUGAAGCUCAUCCUAUUCUUCUGGUUUGGAGCGGCAGCAUGUCUUCUACCAUAUAUGACAAUACAUAUGAGACAGUUGGGCAUAACGGUCGAAGAAACUGCAUUUGUCUACACUGUACUACCGGUCACACAAGUGAUUGGCCCUCCAAUCGCUGGUUUUAUAGCUGACAAAAUGGGAAACUAUAAGCUUGUUUUGAUCAUCAAUUUAAUAUUAACAAUAUUAAGUUCAAUCGGUAUAAUGUUUGUGCCUUCUAGUGGUGAUCCAAACACUACUGAUAGUGAUAAGUCAACGAGUGAUGAGGAGUAUGCCUCACAUGCCUUCACAUUUUGGUUAUAUUUUUGUAUACGAAUAGUGUUUCAAAUAUGUGUUGGCAUUUGUUUUACACUAUUAGACGCCACGACUUUAGUCAUAUGCGAGAAGUAUGAGUCCUCCUUCGGAAAGGAAAGAUUUUGGGCUAUUUUAUCGACCGGUCUCUUCUCUCCCAUCUGUGGUAUACUUAUAGAUUACCUGAGCGCUGGCAAAGAUGAAUACUCGACUAACUAUUCGCCAUCAUUUCAUUUUUUUAAUCUUCUCGUUUUAUUGACAUCUAUAACACUGAUAAUUAUGAACAUAGAUGUGUCGCCACCGCCUAAAAAUCUAAUUAAAAAUAUUAAGCCAUUGCUUAAAUCGGUGAAUAUAUGGGUCCUAUUGAUUGUGAUCUUCAUAUUAGGAACCCUUUGGGGUUUUGUUGAAUCAUUUUUGUUCUGGUAUUUACUGGAUCUCAAGUCACCCAAGUAUUUGUUGGGCCUCACAUUAACGACCGGUGCUAUAAUAGGUUUGCCAUUUCUAUUGAAGUCUGACUGGUUCGUCGAGAAGGCCGGUCACGUCAAUCUCAUGAUUCUGGCGCUUGUCUUCUAUUUGAUUCGCUUCGGAGGAUAUUCACUCAUUGAGUCUCCCUUUUGGUGCAUUCCCUUUGAGGCUAUGGAGGCUUUCACUUAUCAUCUGAUGUGGUGCGCGGCCGCUACCUAUUCACAGAAAUUGGCUCCGGAAGGACUGACAGCCACAAUGUUGGGAAUAGUGGGUGGACUACAUUACGGAGUGGGUCGGGCGGCCGGAAGUAUGAUCGGCGGCAGUCUUAUGGCAAUAUUUAACGCUAGAAUUGCAUUCAGAAUAAUGGGUAUCAUCGCCGGUGUCGUCGCUAUUAUCUACUCUACCAUCUAUUAUAUGUAUCUAAAGAAAGACGAAAUCAAAUUAAUUAAUAAGAAAGUUGUCAUAAAAAUCAAUGAUUCAGAUAAUAAUGACAACAACGAUAUGCUAACAGAUGUCGAAAAUUUGAAAAAUACAAAUACAAUUAGUAAUAGCAAUGAGGAGACAAUCGCUGAGAUCUGUGAUGACAAUAAUGAUAUGCAUUUGAAGCCAAAGCAGAGAUGCGAUAGUAUUUCAAGUCAAACGUCAGUCAUAUCCGCCAAUCUUUCGCUAUCGCAUCCAAUUUAG